GGUGUCAACACUUCCUGUUUAGGGUUUUCGCCUUUAACAAAGAUGGUGCUUAUGGGGCAGGUUCCCUAACAGUCAGGAUUCCGGUUGCAGUUUUUCUCCCCCGCCCCAAAGAUACGUGGUUGCAGACGGAGAAAUGGAGACCAGAGACAAGCAAGUACUCCGCUCACUUCGCCUGGAGCUGGGUGCAGAGGUAUUGGUGGAGGGACUGGUUCUUCAGUACCUCUACCAGGAAGGAAUCUUGACGGAAAACCAUGUUCAAGAAAUCAAUGCUCAAACCACAGGCCUCCGGAAAACAAUGCUCCUGCUGGAUAUCCUACCUUCCAGGGGCCCUAAAGCAUUCGAUACAUUCCUAGAUUCCCUACAGGAGUUUCCCUGGGUCAGGGAGAAGCUGAAGAAGGCAAGGAAAGAGGCCAUGACCGACCUACCUGCAGGUGACAGAUUGACUGGAAUCCCCUCGCACAUCCUCAACAGCUCCCCAUCAGACCGGCAGAUUAACCGGCUGGCCCAGAGGCUGGGUCCUGAGUGGGAGCCCGUGGUGCUGUCUCUGGGACUGUCCCAGACAGAUAUCUACCGCUGUAAGGCCAACCACCCCCACAACGUGCAGUCGCAGGUGGUAGAGGCCUUCGUCCGUUGGCGGCAGCGCUUCGGGAAGCAGGCCACCUUCCAGAGCCUGCACAACGGGCUGCGGGCCAUGGACGUGGACCCCUCACUGCUCCUGCACAUGUUGGAGUGAUGGUGCCUCCACCAACCGCUGGGGAGUGAGUCCCUGAGUCAUGUGGCUGAAUCCUGACUUUCACUCAGAGCAGGUGGAUUUUUGUGUAGGUUUGUUUUUUAUUUUUAAUGAUCCUCAGAUGGAAGGAGAAAACAGGGUUUCCACUAGACGUUAUUUGAAAGGCCAGAUUACUCAGCAGAUCUCUCACGGUGGCUCAACAAUUCUUUGUUUUUAAUUGCUUGAAGAUUGCAUUGUUGUAAUUGUUCAGUUUUUAAAUGUGUAAUGGCAUUUUAAUAGACUAUUAAAUCACAGUGGUUCAAAAAUAUAUAUAUAUAUAUCAUGUCAUCACAUUACAAGCAGGUGUCUCAUAUGUAAAACAUUUACCUGAAUGUUGUCUGAGGACUGAACUGUGGACUUUACUAUUCAUAAUGAUAAAAUAAUAAAAUGUGAAUUACUACAUAUAAUGUGCCUCAUUCAUGA
Chlorocebus sabaeus (green monkey) is the source of this 1192-nucleotide messenger RNA. RefSeq names its product CASP2 and RIPK1 domain containing adaptor with death domain (gene CRADD). The record is from RefSeq and is a predicted model, not a curated record. Gene Ontology annotation, molecular function: death domain binding; protease binding. Gene Ontology annotation, biological process: positive regulation of apoptotic signaling pathway; cellular response to mechanical stimulus. Gene Ontology annotation, cellular component: cytoplasm. NCBI's taxonomy places the organism in Eukaryota, Metazoa, Chordata, Mammalia, Primates, Cercopithecidae.